GGCUGAGGCGAGGCCGGCCGGGCCCCGCCCUCUCCCGGCAUUCCCUGCGCCUGCUCGGCUGGGCACGGUUCGGCUCGGCUCGGCUGGGCUUUGCGGCUGCACUCACAGCAUGGCCGCCUACAGCAAGUACCUGACCGUGCGCCACUCCGCCAUCGCCGGGGCUACCGCCGCGGCCUGCGCGCUCCUUUGCCUGCUCAACAAGCGGCGGGCGGCAGCGCAGCACGGUAAAAGAAGUGGAAAACAAGCGUUGCAGAACAAUGAGCAGAAGGAGGGAAAGAAGGAGCGAGCAAUGGUGGACAGAGUGUUUAUUGCAAGAAUAUGUCGAAUCCUGAAAAUAAUGGUCCCUAGAACACUUUGUAAAGAGACAGGUUAUUUGCUGCUUAUUGCUGUGAUGCUGGUGGUCCGCACGUAUUGUGAUAUCUGGAUGAUUCAAAAUGGAACAGUCAUUGAAAGUGCAAUCAUUGGCCGCAGCAGAAAAGAUUUCAAGAAAUACUUGUUCAACUUCAUCGCUGCAAUGCCUGCUAUUUCUUUAGUGAAUAACUUUCUGAAGUAUGGUCUAAAUGAAUUGAAACUUUGCUUCCGAGUAAGGCUUACCAAAUACCUCUACGAGGAAUAUCUUAAAGGGUAUACGUACUACAAAAUGGGAAAUCUGGACAACAGAAUAGCUAAUCCAGAUCAACUGCUUACACAGGAUGUGGAAAAAUUCUGUAACAGUGUCGUGGACCUGUACUCGAACCUUAGCAAGCCCUUCCUGGAUAUAGUUUUGUAUAUCUUCAAGCUAACAAGUGCAAUAGGAGCUCAGGGUCCAGCUAGCAUGAUGGCAUACUUGAUUGUUUCGGGGUUUUUCCUUACACGUUUAAGGAGACCAAUUGGCAAGAUGACUAUUGUAGAACAAAAAUAUGAAGGAGAGUACAGAUAUGUCAACUCACGGCUUAUUACAAACAGUGAAGAAAUAGCUUUUUAUAAUGGAAACUUGAGAGAAAAACAGACUAUUCACAAAACCUUCCGUAAACUGGUGGAGCAUUUGCAUAAUUUCAUCCUGUUCCGGUUCUCUAUGGGUUUCAUUGAUACUAUUAUUGCCAAAUACCUUGCCACUGUGGUUGGGUACCUGGUUGUUAGUCGUCCAUUUUUGAACCUGUCUGAUCCUCGUCAUCUGAACAGUACUCAUGCAGAACUUUUGGAGGAUUACUACCAAAGUGGAAGAAUGUUACUGAGAAUGUCUCAGGCUUUGGGCAGAAUAGUCCUAGCAGGCCGUGAAAUGACCAGAUUGGCUGGUUUCACAGCUCGAAUCACAGAAUUAAUGCAGGUUCUGAAGGACUUGAAUAGUGGCAAAUAUCAGCGUACGAUGGUAUCACAAGAAAAAGAUGCAGAUAGAAAUCAAGCUUUGCCUUUGAUACCCGGAUCUGGAGAAAUUAUCAACACUGAUAACCUUAUAAAGUUUGAUCAUGUUCCAUUGGUGACACCUAAUGGAGAUGUUUUGAUUCAAGACCUUAACUUUGAGGUUCAAUCUGGUGCAAAUGUUCUGAUUUGUGGGCCAAAUGGGUGUGGCAAGAGCUCACUUUUUCGUGUUCUUGGUGAGUUGUGGCCUUUGUUUGGUGGGCGUUUAACAAAACCUGUAAGAGGGAAGUUGUUCUAUGUUCCCCAGAGACCAUAUAUGACACUUGGAACUCUCAGAGAUCAAGUUAUAUAUCCAGAUACUUUAGAAGAUCAGAGAAAGAAAGGGAUUUCUGACCAGGUGCUGAAGGAGUACUUGGAUAACGUCCAGCUGGGUCCGAUCUUGGAACGUGAAGGGGGCUGGGAUAGUGUUCAGGAUUGGAUGGAUGUCCUCAGCGGGGGAGAAAAACAGAGAAUGGCAAUGGCAAGAUUAUUUUAUCAUAAGCCUCAGUUUGCAAUUCUGGAUGAGUGCACCAGUGCUGUUAGCGUUGAUGUAGAAGGCUACAUUUACAGCCACUGCCGAAAGGUUGGCAUCACUCUCUUCACUGUCUCACACAGAAAGUCGCUCUGGAAACAUCAUGAUUUUUACUUGCAUAUGGACGGCAGAGGGAACUACGAGUUCAAGAAAAUAACGGAAGACACAGUUGAAUUUGGAUCUUAACUCAUGAACUGAACUGCUGCAGAGAUGAACUGCCACAGAUACUGGUGAUUACAGAAAAUGCGUAGAAUCACAGACAUUGUACAAUAAAACUACUCAGCUUGUUUUUUAAACAAAUUAACUAGGAUAACCCAAAACAAACUGUUAAGCAUUUACUUUUAUGUAGGAUAUUGAUAAUUGUGUAUAUGUUGGUUUAAUUAUUGAUAUGUACUAAGAAUGUCCUUAUUCUUGUGGUUUAAAAACCUGCCUAAAUUAAAUUGGGCUUAAAUCAGUGUAACCCGAUUCAUCCUGGGAUGCAAACCAUUUGAAAUCAGUUGAUUUGACUUUUGUAGACCUUCUUUCCCUUCAGUGAAAAGCCCUGUUAAAAUUAGGGUUGCUACCUCUCUUCUUCCUGCAAAGCAGUCUUGGAUUUUUGCUCUGUUCUAUGCAUAUUUCUGAGUUAUCUCACACGGUGCAGGACAUUCCCCCACCUUCAGAUCUGUGCCCUGUUAAAUGAAAGAGCCUUUUCCUUGACCAACCCUUGUCAUUUAGCAAAUACACCCUCGCUGAUAAAGGAUGGACUGAACCUAAAAGACAGAAGUAGUUCCUUCUGCUUAAAAAAUUAAGCUUGGUCUUUGCUGGCUUUCAGAUUAUUUUUAACAUCUGUCCGUCCAUACAAUUUUCUCUUCUGCUCAGCAAUCCUAUUCUCUACCAAUUUAGCAAGAGCUUCAUCCAUCCCCCCACUCCAGCUGUCCUUUUUCUGUCAGAGAAAUACUUUGGUAAUGAAGAGUCCAGAGGAGGCUGAGGGAGGAAAGGACUGGAGAAAAAACAAAGUUUUGUUCCAUGUGUCAAACAGUCUGUGUGUGUUUUCAGUUCUGAGGAAACGAAUGGCUCCCACAGUAGAAACAGAGAAAAGAAUAUGGGUCCAGUCGUUCUCCUCUGGAAAUCAGGAGGGGUUAGAAUGGACUCAAAAAUGUUCAUCUGUGACACAGCAGACUGUUGUCUGUCCUCUGUGUGUUCAGUCCUGUAAUACAGCAGUUGCUUUUUCCAAGUUCUUCCUUUUCUCCCUCUUCAAAAACUGAGAUCUCCUUGCAGUUUUAGCUGCCCUUCAGAUCUGAGCUUAAAAGUAAGUGAUAAUGGUAAUUCCUGCUUGGACUUCUGGGCUGCGAAAGAUGAAAUUAUGCUUUCAUCGUUCACAUUUAUUCUCUUGUUUGUCAUGAGAUUUCUUGAUUUCUGAUACAAAUUAUUCACCAGUGAUUCUUGUUGUUGUCUAAGGAUCUCUGGGCCCUGUUCGUUUUCUUGGUCCAGCUGCCAAAUCCCUUUGAAGAAACAAAGCUUUUAAAAUCAUUUACUGUAGCCAUUUUUUUCAUACAGAUGAUUACUGUGAUUGCCAUAUGAAUUUGACAUAAAUGCAGCAAGAUGAUUUUUGUGAUCAGAGAAUAGGAAAGUGUUAAACAAUCACUGUUUAGGCUUUAAAACAAAAAUUUACAAUACCUGUUAUACAGUGAAGGUCUAGUAGAUUUUUAGUGUUCCAUAUAAAAUUUAAUGUAGGAAUGCACUACAUGAAGGCAUGCAUAAAAUAUGCAAUAAAUCUGUUCUCUGUGCAUCUUUGUUAAGUGUUUAGAUUAAAUACAAAGCCAACUUUUUCUAAAACGAAUAGGUACUUAAAUGCACCACUGUCUGUUAAUUCUUACCCAAUUUGAUUAGUUAUCAUCGUUCACAUUGAAAUUGCUACCUGUUGUUAUUUUUCCUUUAAUCAUAGUUCUUGCCCAUACCUGUCAGUACUACUGUUUUUUCGUAGUACUCAAAUGCAAACAGCUCUCCUGGAGUAAGAAUCUUGUGGCCACAGGAGAUGCACAGUAUAAUGCAGCAAUGAAAAUCAAAAAAGCCUCUCUGAAGUGUUCCAUAUUCAAGAGAAUAAAGUACCAGAAUAAGGUUUUGUGCUUGGUCCACAAGAAGGCAAAUAGAUAUCUCAUCUCAUCUCAUCUCACUAAUUGUUUUUCUGUUCAUUGAUUCUCACAUCAGCCAUAACAUAGCAUGUAGCAGCAUGCUGUAUGUGAGGUGGUCGUCUUUUUUUAAUUGUAACCGUGAAAAUAGGUGUGCCAGACAGCUAUUUCUUUUCUUUUGUGAAAGUUCUCAGCACAAAGGCAACUUCUUCUCUUGGAAGGGAUGUUUUAGUAGCCUUAUAGAAAGGCAAAAAAAAAUAUCUCUAAAAUGAGAAAGUUGCUGUUAUCCUUGUGACUAGGGCAGGCUUUGCAGUGGGAUAGUGAACUUGGGAUACUUUAAUGUAUUUUUAACACUAACAAACAAAACAAGCUGACACUUAUAUAGCAACCUGGCAGCCAAUCCCAAGGUACUUCACAAUUGACUUGGUUAAUAACAGAUUUUUGUGUAAUCACAGAUUUAUUUUAAAAACUAAAACAAAACAAAAAAAUCCAACUGCAUAACCAAGGAGGAAUAGCUUUGCCUUUAGAUGCCAUGAAGUUCUUUGAAACUGAGGAUGCUAGUAUUACCUUGGGGCCAGGACGUAGUGUUUCUAAAUAGACUGGAAGGAAAGAAAAAUAUUCUUCUGUGCUUGUAAGAGAAGCUUAUAAAGAAAGCAUUAAAUAGAAUGAUGGCUUAGAAUUUUAUUCUUAAAAGGCCUUACAUUAAAGUAUUUUGAGAUAGACUUGGUCUAAUGAAAGAUUGUAAACAAUCUAAUGAAGAUGAUCCAAGUCUCAGGUCUGUUGCAGAAUUGCACUGUGAUACUGUAUUUUAGCUGUUAGUUCUUCUUAAUACCAUAAGCUGGAAAUUUGCAAAUUGGAAUUCUGAACUAUCUUAGUAAGACAAAGUACUGAUGAAUAUUUUCAGUCUCAAACUGUUGGUGCUUUGAAGAUGGUACUGGUAAUAGUCAGAUGACUGCAUUUCAACAGUGGUGGGAAACAUUCCUGUAUGCAAAUACUGUAAAGUGUUUUGGAGGGGGAAAUGGCGCUAAAUAAAUGUAAGACAUUAAGUGCCUCUGAAAUAAUAAUAAAUCUAAAGAUAAAAUGUA
Columba livia (rock pigeon) is the source of this 5102-nucleotide messenger RNA. RefSeq names its product ATP binding cassette subfamily D member 3 (gene ABCD3). Gene Ontology annotation, biological process: fatty acid beta-oxidation; long-chain fatty acid import into peroxisome; peroxisome organization. Lineage: Eukaryota; Metazoa; Chordata; Aves; Columbiformes; Columbidae. Gene Ontology annotation, molecular function: ABC-type transporter activity; ATP hydrolysis activity; long-chain fatty acid transmembrane transporter activity. Gene Ontology annotation, cellular component: peroxisome; peroxisomal membrane. The record is from RefSeq and is a predicted model, not a curated record. The coding region runs from base 110 to 2095 and encodes 661 amino acids. The transcript has 23 exons.